GUCGUUUUGUUUCCGCCUCGGAGGCAGUAGCAUGUUUGAAUCAUGGCGACUAUACAAGUCAGUGAAGCAGAGAAAGUGUAUAUCAUGCAUGGCGUUCGGGAUGAUUUAAGAGUGGAUGGUCGUGGAUGUGAGGACUACAGACACAUGGAGAUUGAAACAGACGUGGUGUCCAAUACAGAUGGAUCUGCUAAAGUCAGACUGGGACAGACAGACAUCCUUGUGGGAGUAAAAGCUGAGAUCGGCAGGCCGAGGCCCAUGGUGCCAGACGAGGGUUAUCUGGAGUUCUUUGUUGACUGCUCGGCGAACGCCACGCCGGAGUUUGAGGGCCGUGGAGGUGAGGAGCUGGGAGUGGAGUUGAGCAACACUCUGUAUAAGGUCUUUAAUAACAGACACAGUGUGGACCUGCGCAGUCUCUGCAUCUGCCCCGGAGAACACUGCUGGGUUCUGUACGUCGACGUGCUGCUCCUUCAGUGUGAUGGAAACCUGUUUGACACCAUGUCCAUCGCCAUAAAAGCAGCUCUUUUUAACACACGCAUUCCCAGAGUUCACAUAUCGGAGGGUGAGGAAGGAGGGAAGGAGAUUGAGUUGUCUGAUGACCCAUAUGACUGCAUGCGUCUCAGCGUGGAACACGUCCCCUGCAUUGUGACCUUGAGCAAGAUCGGACACAGGCACGUAGUGGACGCGACCCUGCAGGAGAAAGCCUGCUCAGUAGCCAGUGUAUUGAUUUCAGUCACACACACAGGAACAGUGACGUGUGUACGGAAGCUUGGAGGAGGAAGUCUGGACCCAGACAGUAUAUUUGAAAUGACAGAGACAGGAAAGCGAGUGGGGAAGAUGCUUCACGUACCUCUGAUGGAGCUGCUGCAAAAAGAAGAGAGUCUUGGAAAAGAGAGAACAAAAGUUGGUUUCCUGGCAUAGCAUAAAUCUGGAUUUAUUUCUAUUUUCAAUUCACAAAUAAAAUUUUUUU
This is a messenger RNA of Tachysurus vachellii, 967 nucleotides long. RefSeq names its product exosome component 7 (gene exosc7). Gene Ontology annotation, biological process: exonucleolytic trimming to generate mature 3'-end of 5.8S rRNA from tricistronic rRNA transcript (SSU-rRNA, 5.8S rRNA, LSU-rRNA); nuclear mRNA surveillance; U5 snRNA 3'-end processing. Bases 43 to 918 code for a protein of 291 amino acids. NCBI's taxonomy places the organism in Eukaryota, Metazoa, Chordata, Actinopteri, Siluriformes, Bagridae. Gene Ontology annotation, cellular component: nuclear exosome (RNase complex); cytoplasmic exosome (RNase complex). The record is from RefSeq and is a predicted model, not a curated record. The transcript has 8 exons.